Molecule: messenger RNA, 1921 nt
Organism: Annulohypoxylon maeteangense
Lineage: Eukaryota; Fungi; Ascomycota; Sordariomycetes; Xylariales; Hypoxylaceae
Product: DnaJ-domain-containing protein
Exons: 1
Coding region: 46-1245 (399 amino acids)
Source: RefSeq, a predicted model, not a curated record
AAUCAUUACUUAUACGAUAUCUGCGAGCCGCCGAAUACUGCCAAUAUGCUUCCCACCACUGCAAACCGAAAACGAAAAGAUCGUUUCGAUUUUUAUCAACAAUACAUAGAUCGCGAUAUAUCAAGAGAAUCUUCAAUAAUGGUCCGCCCGAGAUUUCCCAAGCAUGACCUCUACAAAGCGCUAGAGGUCGAAAGCGAUGCGAGUUUGGAAGAUAUCAAGAAGGCGUACAGAGAAUUAUGCAAGAAAGUGCAUCCGGAUAAAGCGGAAGGGGGGAACACGCCCGAGAAUAACGAGAGAUUUACGCAGGUCCAGGAGGCCUGGGAAAUUCUCCGUGAUGAUGUCUUGAGACGAGAGUACGACCAGUAUCGUGCCAACAGCGCCAAGGACAGCAGCCGGCGCGACGAAAAAGAUGGCGAUUCCGGCCGCAGACACAGGGAGCGCAAGGAGCGGAAAGAACGAAGCGAACGAAGCGGUAAGAAAGAACACAAUCCCCGCGGCAGCGCAAAACCGAAGGCAGACCGAACUCACAGCAAGAAAGGGGACAAAUACGAGCCUAAGCCGAAUCGCAACCGAAAGCCUUAUUGCGAAGACUGGUCAGAGAGCGACCAUCGGGACGGGAGCAAGUCAUACCAGUCUGGACCGGAACCAGGCAGUUGGCACUACGGCACUCCGCCAUUUUACGGACCCGGAGGCCCACCUCCUCCGCCUCCUCCACAGUACGGUCCCUAUGAUCAGUACACCCGAGGCUCCCGCGGCCCGAAUCCGGUUAAACUUGAAGACCGCAUCCUGGGGAUGCGAAUUCGAGUUGAUCUAAACCAAGCCGACCGAGACUUAGACAAUCUGCAGGCCGACUUCACCGGUUUUAUCACGAGCUUUAAGGCCCGGUUCAAUUUCCCGGAUGCCGAAAAGCGCCGCUGGAGUGCGAUGUUUGAAGACGUCAACAGCGCCGUGCAGUUCUUGGAGGACAUGUACGACAUCCUCGACAGCCGAUUGGAAGCUGUCGAAACCGGUCGCGGGAAAGUCAUCAUGACUCUCGACCUCCCCGAGCUUAUGGGUAUUCUUCAAGCCCACAUCACUAGGAUGAAGUACUCGCUCAUGGCAGCGCUCAUCAUCCUAGAUCAGCUUUUGGGUUAUAUACCCUACGAGGCCGAGUUAUAUCUUCUCCACACCCUAGAGGGUAGACUGUACGUAUUGGCAUGGCCCGCGUGGAUACCCGCCGACUAUAGUAAGCCAGCGAAGUACUAAUUGUAUACAUAGGAACGCGAUGCAACAAUCUAAAACAUCGAAUCCACCCCAGACCUCAUCCUGAGAUCCCACGCCCUUAUAGAAAAGCGAGAUGCCCAAGCAAUAUGAAGGAGGCACGUAUAAAGGAAUGGGAGUACAAAAUAUUGUUUAAUACUAAUGGGGUUCUGGAUGUCUGUAUGAUAUGAGCUAAGGGGCGUUGGCGAUCAUUCUAGAUAUUAACAGGGAGAGAGUAGAUGUAUCCUCAACCUAGUAUAUAAACGAAUGCCUUUACAUAUAAAAAAUGCACGAUUCAGAUGUCUUUAUUUUUUCUUCGAAAUUCGACCGAAUGUUCUUUGUCGUUUCGAGAACUGAUUCUCAUGUUUGAUCUCGAUAUCCUUGUUAUUAUAUGUAGAAUAAAGAUGCCGAAUCUCAUGUGGUACACGCUAGAUUUUACUGUGCUGCUGUGUCAAGUAAGUAUUGCUGUCAAUGUAAAUCCAUUUUCCAUUAGCUACGUGGCAGCCAAUUGGCUAUUAUGAAGGUAAAAAGAAGGACAGCAUGCUGGGAUAUGCCUAGAAACUGGGAAGUCUGUUAUGCAAAUUGAUAAUAAACUCGCUCCCGUACGGGACACUGGCCUUGCUGUAGCUAGAGGGAGCGGCUAGCCAGCAAUACGAUGGUGGGUGCGUGGUCGUAGUGUGAU